UCUUCUUCAUCUUCGUAAUUCCACGCCUAUCAGCUCCUCAACUCCGGCAGCAGCAGCCCCUCUCCCCCAUCGCUUCCCCAGUCCCUAAAACUUUGAUCUCCUCCGCUACGACUCCCGUCUGCGCUACGAAUCCCUCUUGAUUGGAAUCUUGUUGGGAGGAUUAAGUGGCAUCAGAAAGAUAGACGAAGGGUUGGUGAAGUCAAAUCAAGUGAAGGAAAGCGACGGCGGCAGAGAUAUCCGGCGGUUGAGCUGCGUAUGCGGCGGUGACGGGUUUUUACUGGUGAUUUACUCGAGGACGCCGAUCUAGAGGAACUCUCCAAGGGAGAAGCGGGGGCAGCCGACGACGGCUGUUCUCUGGUGCUGGUGGAGGAAAUGGUUUUGGGGGUUGUUGUCGGAGGUGGGUGAAUGAAGAUCCAAGUAACAAGCCGGUGGAAGAGAGGGCGGCGGCCGCGAUGGGGGAGGCGGGGGAAGGGGAGAAGUUGGUCUUUGCCGUAGUUGAUGAGCCGCUUGGCGUCGUAAUGGCAAAGAAGUUUUGUUUUAAGGGAUAAUUGCGAAGAAGAUGAAGAAGAGGAAUAGGAAUAGUUAGUGGAUAAUAAAUUUUGGAAUUAAUUAAUUAUUAUUAAAUAAUUAAUAUGAUAAAUCAACAAAGUUAGUGAAUGAUGAGGUGAAAAAAUAUUUUUUUUAAUUUCCACGUCAUCUAGUUAACGAUCAAAUUUUAUAGUUGACUGUCACGUGGGACAAAUUUAACGGAGUCUAACGGCUGGUGACUAACGGUGAAAUGAUUCGUAAAGUCAGUGGCAAAUAAGAAAGAAAAGUAAUUCGGGUGGCAAAUGUGAAAGAUUUGUAUAAUUCGAGUGACCAAAUGUGUAAUUUAGCCCCUUGCAUUAAUAUUUGUAGUGAAAAAAUUGUUAACAUACCGUUUGGUAUAAAUGAAUUCCAUAAGUUUUGACGAAUUCAUUUUGAAAUGAAAUAUUUUUGUGUUUGGUUUAAAAGGAAUUCAUUUUCAAUUCUAAAUUUUGAAUUCUACGGAAUUGGAACUAGUUAUAGCAAUUCCGAGGAAUUGAGAUAGAAUGUCCAAAUCAAGGUUGUCAACCCGCGGGUCGACCCGGAUUAGCCCGGACCCGGCCAAAAAAACGGGCCAUACCAACCCAUUUUCAUGUCAGCCCGGAAAUAGUCAAACCCCGAGAAACCCGGUCAAACCCGGGUUGGCUUGGCUGGUUAACCUGUUGAAGCGGGUCAGCGGGUUGCUCUGCCUGAGCCCCGUUUUGGCCGCUGCGUCGCCGUUUCUGCGGACUGCGCGGAGAGCAAACGAGGAGGGGAAGCGGCGCCGUUCUGCUUGGUGUUGGCCUGCUGGACAAAGCGAUAAGGAGAAGCAUGGGUCUGGUCGUCUGGAAACCAAAACCCUACAAACAUACAUCGCAUUCCAUUUCCAGCAGCGCAGUCGUCUCCCUCUCCCGCAGCCGAUCGAUAUCGCCACGCCAGGGUUCUUCGGCGGCGCGCUCCGGGUCGCCGGCGGAGAGAAUCAUCUUCGCAGGUCGGCCACCAUCGUUCCGUCUCCCCUCCCUUCAGCUCGGCCGCCUCUAAUCGCCACCUCUGCUCGGCCUCCGCCUCGGCCACCUGUGCCUCCACCCUUCUCAUUGUCGGUCACCAAUUCCUUCGCCGGCGGAGACCAUUUUCUCAUUGUCUUUUCUUUUCCAUUAUUGCGACCCGAGCCUCUCCAUUACCUUUAGUUCCCUGAGUCAUAGUCAUUUGGUAAGAGUUUGGGACUUGGUUCCAAUAAAUGGAACGAAAGAUAUAUGUGAUGUUUUGUUUUAGAAUUUAGAUGUUUUAGAUAAGUUUGAUUCCCAUUGUUUGAUGUUUAAAAUGUUAGGAAGAAGUUGAUUUAAGGGUGGUGGAUUUAAGGGUUCUUGAAUUUUUAACUAUGAUGGAUUUAAGUUGAAGUUAUGUGAAUGAUUUAAGUGUUGUUGAAUUUUUACUAUGUUGAAUUUAAGUUGAUGUUAUUUAAGUGUGUUGGAGUUGAAGUAGUGUUGCAUUUUUUAUGUUGGAUUCAGGAUAAGUAUAAUAUAAUUACAUUUUCCAUAUUUUCGGGCUAAACCGGGUGACCCAUUGACCAAUGACCCACUAGCUCGUCCGGGUCCGGGUCGACCCGGGUUUUGACAACCUUGGUCCAAAUGAAUUCCACAAGUAUUUACUAAUUAUAAUAGAAUGACAUGAUUAUCCUCUUUUAUUAACUAAAUUACUUAUACAUAUGAUAUACCAAACAUAGAAAUUUGUUUCACAAUGAAUUCUACACGACACUUCAAUGAUUUGAAUAUAACAUACCAAACAUAAGAUUUCAUUUGACAAUGCAUUCUACACGGUAAUUCAUUUUACAAUGAAAUGAAUUCUCGAUUCAUUUGGUACCAAACGGUCUGUAAAUAAAAAUUCAAACAAUUUGUUACCAAUUUUAUACAUAAAAAAUCUAAAUUUACUAUGUAUUUUAAAUUUUAUUUAUAAAAUAAUAAAAUAAAUGUACAAUUCUGCCCUCCCUCCUCAAUCCCUAUGCUUUCCCCAAAUGGCAUCCUAGUACUCCUCUUCACGGUCAUAGUGUUUCUCACCAUCUUCCAAUUUUCCUAGCCAUCUACCAUCAACUCUUUGUUCCCUUCCGUCAAAAGCGUAUCAUCUAAAAACCUAGGAUUCUAGUGCAAAAAAUUCGUGCACCAAUCCACAAUAUCUCUAUAUCCAUGGAGACCUCAAUAACCCCCAUUGAAUCUAACUCUUCAAAUAUGGUCAAGAGCUCUUAAUCCGGUGAGUUCACAACACAUGCAAAGAGGCUGAGUUCUAUAGUCUUAGUCGAUCAAUGGUGACUGACAGAUACUUAGCUUACAACUUGACAUAUUAAUGGGCGCCCAUUAAAAGAAUGAUGUACCAAUCCAGACUAUCUCUAAAUCUGUGGAGACCUCAAUAACCUCAUCAAAUCCAACUCUUCAAAUCUGGUCCAGAGCUCUUAAUCUGGUUGAGUUCACAACACAUGCAAAGAGGUUGAAUUCUACAAUCUGAGUCGAUCGCUGGUGACUAACAGACAAUUAGCUUGUUAAUAUGAACCCUGCAUAUAGCUUGUAUUGUCAUAGAGUAUUUUCCAUUCUUACUUUCACCCACCAUGUGUAUGUCUGCCUCUAGUGAAACAACUGCUCUUUGCCUUUCGGUUGCAUCUAUUAAUUUGUGAAUGUUUGUCGAAUUGCUCCAAGUUCGUAUUUUGUGCUCUAAACUCUAAAGUAGGAGUGCUAACACAUGUCCCUCAAAUUGUGUGAUUUAAGGAUUAAUUAAUGUUAGAGAAGAUGUAAAUAAUUCUAAUAAAAUGAAAAAUAUUUAAAUCACAUAGCCAUACACAUUCAGAUAAAUAAGUCUCUACUCGUUCUUAUCAUCAAUGUAAAAGAUACACAUUCGGAUAAAUAAGUCUCUACCCGUUCCUAUCAUCAAUGUAAAAGACACUUAGGUGUCGUUUGGAAGUUGCGAUUGUUUUGUUGAGAUUGUCAUUAUGCAUGUAUUGUUUACAAUGCAUCGUUUUUUUGUUUUUUUAGCAGAAACAAUACAUGGAUUGUUUCUAUGAUGUGAUAGAAACUAUCACUCAUUUUGAGUGAUUGUUAUAUAUCAACUUUUAGUUGUGAUUGUUGAGAUAGUUGAGUUGAGGUUGUUUUGUCUCAGCUUUUAGCUGAUGUGACAUACACAAUCAAACAUACCAAACGUU
This is a messenger RNA of Linum trigynum, 3727 nucleotides long. Lineage: Eukaryota; Viridiplantae; Streptophyta; Magnoliopsida; Malpighiales; Linaceae. The record is from the annotation of a GenBank genome assembly.